Molecule: messenger RNA, 1129 nt
Organism: Hevea brasiliensis (rubber tree)
Lineage: Eukaryota; Viridiplantae; Streptophyta; Magnoliopsida; Malpighiales; Euphorbiaceae
Exons: 6
Coding region: 194-805 (203 amino acids)
Biological process (GO): negative regulation of translation; translation
Cellular component (GO): mitochondrial large ribosomal subunit; ribosome
Molecular function (GO): mRNA binding; structural constituent of ribosome
Source: RefSeq, a predicted model, not a curated record
GAGCCUUGCUUUGGGCCAAGAAGAGCCCAGCCCACAGCUUUUGCUCUGCACCACCACCAUAGCGAAAUCUCUCUGGUUGCUAUAGAGUGUCAGAAUUUUCGUCUCUCCUGUCUGCAAACUUGCAAACCUUACUACUCCUGAAGGUGAAUGAUAUUUGGGUGAGAAACGAGAAGACUCACUGUGCAGAGGAGACAUGGCAACCCAAGCAGCUGCCUCUUUCAAUGGCAACAUGAAGAAAGCACUUGCUGGCCUCAGACGUAUCAAUCUGGAAGGUUUGCGAUGGAGAGUAUUUGAUGCAAAAGGCCAGGUCCUAGGAAGAUUAGCAUCUCAAAUAUCAACAGUAAUUCAAGGAAAGGAUAAGCCUACGUAUGCUCCAUAUCGUGAUGAUGGGGAUAUGUGCAUUGUGCUUAAUGCAAAGGAUGUAUGUGUUACAGGGAGAAAGAUGACAGAUAAAUUUUAUCGCUGGCAUACUGGGUAUGUGGGCCAUCUCAAGGAAAGGAGUUUAAAGGAUCAGAUGGCAAAGGACCCUACAGAAGUAAUUCGCAAAGCAGUCUUGCGCAUGCUUCCUAGAAACAAAUUGCGUGAUGAUAGAGAUAGAAAACUGAGGAUUUUUGCUGGAAGUGAGCACCCCUUUGGUGAUCGGCCACUUGAGCCAUAUGUAAUGCCUCCAAGAACAGUACGAGAAAUGCGGCCGCGUGCUAGACGAGCCAUGAUUCGAGCUCAGAAAAAGGCUGAGCAGCAACAGCAAGGUGCUAAUGAUACACGAAAAGGCAGAAAGAAAGAAGUUGAAGAAGUGACAGAGUAAAAAUUGGGAAAUGGUACUAGAAGAAGAGGAAAGAAAGAAGUAACUAGUUCAAAAUUAAAUGAGCUAAAAGAUGCGUACCAUGAAUGGUUCUGUCCCCAUCAGUUAGAAAUUGAAAUAUUGUGUUCGUGGUUCAUGAAUUCCUUUUAGGUUUAUAAACAUUUAGUGUGUGCAUUUCAUUUUGAGCAGGUCUGAAAGUGUGUUCGCAGGAGAAAUGGGACUAAUGGACUCUUAUGCUUGUUUGGAGCUCUAAAGUUGUCCUGGGCAAAAACAAAUUUUUGGGACAGCAUUUUUCAUGAUAAUGCAAUGCCAGGUUUCUUUGACCAA